UUAAGAGCCCAUCUUUCCAGCAGUGGUAGAGAGCAGAGCAGCUUGGAGCCAGAGACUGCAGAAGCACAUCAUCAGCUGCUGCGAGCCCACCCAACAGCUCAGCAGGGGGGGACAGGCAGCACCGGGCAGCCUCACGGUUCACAUCGCAUCACACCGCGUCCUAGAGGGGAAUGGGGGGCACCCAGCCCGCUAGCUAACUUAGUAGAUUUCUCUAGAAGCGGUGAAGGCUCACGGCCGGCGCUCCAAAAAGAUGGUAUCCUGGAUGAUUUCGAGGAUAGUCGUCCUUGCCUUUGGGACGCUCUACCCAGCAUACUCCUCAUACAAGGCUGUCAAAACGAAGAACGUUAAGGAAUAUGUGAAAUGGAUGAUGUACUGGAUAGUGUUUGCGUUGUUCUCUACAGCAGAGACAGCCACAGACCUGCUCCUAUCAUGGUUUCCAUUUUACUUUGAGCUGAAGAUUGCCUUUGUGAUCUGGCUCCUGUCCCCGUACACCAAGGGCUCCAGUGUCCUCUACCGCAAGUUUGUCCACCCAACGCUGUCCAACAAAGAGAAGGAGAUAGAUGAGUACAUUGCGCAGGCCAAAGACAGGAGUUAUGAGACCAUGAUGAAGUUUGGAAAGAGGGGUCUCAACCUGGCUGCUAAUGCUGCUGUCACCGCAGCCGCCAAGGGGCAGGGCGUGCUGUCGGACAAGCUGCGGAGUUUCAGCAUGCAGGACCUGACUCUGAUCAACGCUGAGGAUGAGCUGGAUCUGCACACCUCAGACGCCCGCAUGAGACGGGAGCCCAAGGACGAUUUGAGCUCAGGAUCCAGCACGCUGCCCAGGGCCAAGAGCACCGCUGCACGGCAGACCCGCUCUUUAGCGGCCAUGUCCCUUGCUGACGACACGUCAUCCCAACACAGCUCUGACCAAUCAGACACAAGGACUGAACACUCUGAUGAAGAUGUAGGAGACAAAGCCCCCAAACGCACUACCAGCGUCAAGACAACCAAGAAACCUGCUGCUGCUGCUGCUAAGACAGAGACUCAAACCAAGACGGUGAAGAAGCCCACCAAGAAAAAGGCCACGACCAACAAUGCAGAGACGCCACCAUGAGGCCUGCUGUCCACAUCCACCGGCCUAUACUCUCUCGACCCACAGCCUGCGGGCCCUUCGUCCUCUGUUUAGUCUCCACACAAACACACAUACACUGUGUAUAUUAAGCACUGAAAUUGUGUCACUCCUGCUGGUUUUUAGAGAAAAGUGCAGGUUUUGGUUUUUAGCAGUAUGUGCUAUGUAGGGAACAGUUAUUUUACACACACUGAGUUGUUUCACAUUUUGCCUCACUCUUUACUUACUGUGAGCUAAUCACAGAUUUAACAGUUGGGUUCAUUCUUGGAUAUUUGUUUUGUCUGAUAAUAAAAAAUUAAUAAAUAAAUGCUCCUUUUACAUUUCAAGCCCUAGACACAUAGGUCCCUAUAGUAGGUGAGAACGUAACCUGGCCAUGUUGCAGUUUCACCAGUCCCUUCAUUCACAUCCUGUUGCCGCUAUUGUGACAUUCUUAAUUGAGGCUGUUUUUGGUUAAAGUAUCGCCAGUAAAAUAUCACAUUCUUCACUCCUAGUUCUCUAGAUAAGGAUCCCUUAUGUGUCCUCUGAACUACUCCUGCAUGGUUCCAGUUGAAAGUAAUAAUUACACCCUCUCUGUGUGUACAGGCUACAAUUCUGGGUCCUCAUCUGGACCUGACCCCGAUGGUAGAAAUCCAGAGAGAGACAGUUGGCUUUAAGUUUAUUGUGCCUGAGAUUUUUUUUUUUUUUACUGAGGAAUAAGAAGGUAGUUCAAAUCAACUUUAAAGCAUUGGUUGAUAGUUGUAGACAUCCAUAUUACUGUUUCAGACCUAAUUAGUUCCCACUUUUGACUACAGCUCAGCUCAUAAUACCACCAUCAUGUCCUAGCUCAUGCAACGGUCUAGUUUUACAGGAUGACCUGUGAUCAAACCGGUUUUGGUUCUCUAUUUCACCUUAGUUUUAACCUCUUUGACUGCAUCUUAGGCCUCACAGCUUGUGGAAGAGUUUAGCUUCUCCUCAUUAGGUCUAUAUAGUGAGUCUGGCUCUGCUAAGUUCAGGUCUCACUUUCAGCAACUUACUUCCUCACGGCUUUUAAUGUGACUUUCACGUCAUGUACAGUACUGGUGAUGGAGUGGUUUGCUUAGUGUUGGCUGAGUUAUCCUUUACUAAGACUUCACUCUCUUAUUUAUUACACUUCUGGUUUAGCCAACUUCUUUUGGUCAUAUAAUAUUAGUAAUAGGUAUGAUCAGUUGUGCAAAGCCAGGCCUCUUAAGGUAAUGCUGCAACUCCACAAAACAUAAAUGCAGUAGUCAUUAAAGAGUUUCUGGGGUUUGUGAGGCAACAUAUCUGCUUUCACCACAGUAGUGAUGUCUGUAUAUUGUUUGUGUUUAACAUUAGAAAGUCAUGGAGUAGCUCUGCACUGUCUCAGUCCUUCUACCCAGCUGUGUGGUGACACUCUGCUUUUUUGUAAUGUUUAUCUCAGAAGCCAGGAUAAA
This is a messenger RNA of Perca flavescens (yellow perch), 2538 nucleotides long. It is a transcript of the gene reep2, whose product is annotated as receptor accessory protein 2. The record is from RefSeq and is a predicted model, not a curated record. The transcript has 8 exons. Gene Ontology annotation, cellular component: endoplasmic reticulum membrane; cytoplasmic microtubule; endoplasmic reticulum tubular network. NCBI's taxonomy places the organism in Eukaryota, Metazoa, Chordata, Actinopteri, Perciformes, Percidae. Gene Ontology annotation, molecular function: taste receptor binding; microtubule binding. Gene Ontology annotation, biological process: endoplasmic reticulum tubular network organization. The coding region runs from base 251 to 1093 and encodes 280 amino acids.